Messenger RNA from Paramecium pentaurelia, 1810 nucleotides. The record is from the annotation of a GenBank genome assembly. Lineage: Eukaryota; Ciliophora; Oligohymenophorea; Peniculida; Parameciidae.
AUGAAAAGGUAAAUUAAUUCAGCUCUUAAAUCUCGUCAAUCCCCUUAAUCAAUUACUAGAUUAAAGAGUGCUGUUUAAUUUAAAUUUUAAAGUGAAACUCCUUAAUGUAGAACAUCUAUUGCUCAAAUGGAAAGAUUAUAAACUGGAACAACUAUGCAUACAUAAUAUAAAACCAAUUUUUCAACUAGAGAAGAUGAAGUAAUUAAGACUUAAGUUUCAGAAAGUAAUUUAAGUAAAGUAACUAAUCUCAGGAUCAGAGUUGAUCCUAAAAGUGAAACAGAUGUAAAGAUGUAAAAUUAUUUUUACAAUAAUUAACCUAUUAAAGUUCAUAGCAAUAUGAAUAUGUAAUCAUAUAUAUUAUUUAUUUAUAGUAUUUCUAAGAGUUCACAGAAAUUAGUUGUUACUUCAGAUAAUUUAUAAACUACGGAAGUUAAAAGAAAAAUGAAAUAUGAUCCUGCUAUUAGAUAAUAAGUUUUUAUACUUAAAAUUAAAGCCAUUAAGAAUCCUUUACUUUAAAAGUUCCUUAGAUUCUUAUUGAGUAAAGAAAAAUAAUUUAUUGAUCUUAUUAAAUUCAAAUAAAACUAAUAAACUAUAGAUUUAGUACAAGAUUUUAUUGAAAUGGCUAUUGGAACUUAAAUUAGUUUGGUUGUGGUAGAAGUUUUAUUGUUUUGUUCUUAAGCUUUAGAGAAUUGUGGUUUAAUUGAAUUAUCAAUUCAUUUAUAUAAUUAAACAAGGUUAUUAUGUAAUCAUUCAAAAUAACAAUAUGAUAUUCAAAAAAUGAAGGCUUUUAUUGGUUUAUCAAAUUGUGCUGUUACAUAUGAAUCAUAUGAAAUUGCAAUUAAAUUCUUAAAGAAAUGUAUACAAUAUGCUUGGUUAAAUAACAAUUUAGAAUUUGAGAAUUUGGUUUAUUAAAAAAUGGGUAUUUGUUAUUUUUAUAUGGGAAAUAUAGAAAAAGUAUUCACAAUAAUUAAUUAAUAUAGGCAUCAUUUUAUCAUGAAAGGAGUAUUACUUAUGAUUUUGAAAUAGAAGAUUCUCCAUUAAGAAAAUUAAGUUGUGAUACUCUAAAAAUAUAUUUAAAUAAACAUUUUUAAAGAAAUUAUGCUGAAACUGUUAAUAAUGCUUUAUUGAGUAAAAUGAACUUUUAGAUACCAAUAGAUAUUAAAUAAUGUUAAGAAAAUUUAAUGAAUUUAACUGAUCUAUCUUAAUCACCUAGACUACAUUUAAGUACUGAAGGAUCAAGAAAAAUGUCUAUUUCUGGUGAAAAUUCAGAAUUAUCUUGUUUAAAAAUAAAUGGAAUGAGAUUACUUAAAGAUAUUUUAUCAUAAUAAGAAUUUGAUUUUUAAGUAUAUACACCUAAGCAUUCAUGUAAUAUUCAAUUAUAUUAUAGUUAGGACUGAAAGUAAAUGUUUUGAAUAUUUAAAUAAUAAGAAAAUUCAUCCUAAAGAUAUUUAUCAUGAUGCAAAAUAUAAAACUAAUCCAUUUGUUAUUGAUGAUCUUGGAAUUAUUAAAAGUAAAAAAACAAGUCAAGCUGAAAAUAUGAGUAAAUACAAACUUCCAUUAGAUUAAUAGAUAGAAAUUAGAUUAUAAUAAAAGUUUUAAAUAAAUUUAUAAGAAAAAAUUCAACAUUAUGUUGGAAGUAGUCAUUAAAAAGCAGAAUAGAAAAAUAAAAUAUUGGUAUUAUUAUUAAAUUAUUUAGUUAACUCAUAAAAAUUAAGAAAAUAGUAAAAGGAAUAAAUAAAUGGAUGAAAUAAAGAAAUUUAAUGCCAUUGCUUUUCUAUACUAAAAUUUAAUAAGUAAAUUAAUUGGUUGA